UCUGUGCGUCAAGCCUACAAUAAGAAGAAGCCCACGGCAGCCAACCCGUUGACCCAGCCCCCUCAAAACAACCACAGAAAGAAUAACAGAUAAUAUUGUGUUGAAUCUUCAGCUGAGAUGAGCGCUGCCGUGCCAAACCACCGGAGGACCAAACCUGGCGGCAUCAAGGCUGGGGCGAGGUCGAACGGCGUGGUCGGGCCGACCUCCCAGAUCCCCGGUUUGUCCCCGAGCGCCGACGACAGCGCCCCGGUGGAGCGGCACAGCGGCCGCCGCGUCGGCAUCUUCGAGACGGACUCAGACUACGUGAAGCUCGCCAAGCAGGGCGGACAGAAAGGUUUGUUGAGCCACGACGUCGAUGUCGAGGCCAAACCGAAGACACCCUACAAUCCGCCUGCGUGGUUCGGCGGCACCGAGAACAGCGGCAGCAAGGCGAUGUCUCCGGACGGCCAGCAGCGGGCGGCCCGGCAGCCGCUGGCCGCGCCGUUCGGCACCGAUAACUGUUCGUCCUGGGAAAGAGAGACCGAUAGUUUUUCCCAGGGCAAAGAGAAGAUGUCCCCAGACGGUGCUGCCAUGAGCCUGGAGGCUCUGACCAUAGCCGAGGCCAACAAAUACAAGAGAACGUCUUACGACAAGAAGGCUCCUCCGGUCAGCAUGUCCAAGCUGCUGAGUUUCGGCUACGUGGAGGACGAGAAGAAGUCACCCAACGACGACGAUGCCUCAAGCUGACUACAGACUGCCAGAUGUCAUUCAUGGCGUGACAUCGGAACAGACCAGCACCAUCGCGACGGAGGACGUGGACGACCUGGAGUGACUCGGACGGCUCCUCGCUGCGAGGGAGGGCGUCGCCGCUGUCGUCCAAACACCGGUCGCAAAAACCCACGAACACGCCAUCCCGCCCCCCCACCUCCCUCGGAUCCACUCGCGUUUAUCGUACAUCCACUGACUGUUAGUUUUUGUACUCAUGUUUAUGCAACGGUACUGUCUUCUCUAUUUAUUAUUUGCUUUCAUUUUGAAGGAAUCCACACGGGGUUUUAGUAGAUCUGUCCACGCUCGCAGUAUUAUACAUAUAUAUAUAUAUACAUAAAUAUUUGUUUUUUUGUAAUUGUCGUUCUCGAUUUGAAAGACAUGUUGUUUGCAGGGCAGGAAACUAAUAUUUCGGGUCCACAGGCCUCACAGGCGCAUCAGAUUUUUACUUUUUCUUUGCUAAUCUGACUCCAAACUCCAAAAGGACGCCUGCAUUCGUCUGGUGGCCGGUGUUAAUUUCCCACCCUGGUUGUAUGAAGAUCGAGGUAGUUGGUUUUUAAGGUGUUUGUGCUCAUGAAUUGUGAUGAUUACAGUGAUGUGAAAUGUUGUUGGUGUUCAUCAAGGGCUUCUGCGCUCUGAAGGGAUGUUGGCGGUGUGUGUAUGCGCCUCUGUGUGUGUGUGUGUGUGUGUGCAUCUCGGCUUUGGGGCUGAAUACGAUCAUUCAAUGCGACAGGAAGCCUAAAGCAGAGGCUGCAUGCCACGGCGCAUACCGACUGCCACAGUAGCUUGUUUGGAGAAAAGGGCCAAAACUCACUUUUAGCUCGUUGUGCAACAGAAGACAUUUUCUAGACUGAAUGUUUCCUGCUGUUUUUAGUGGAUUGCAUCAUCUGAAAUAGCCCGUUAUGUCCCUGUACUUGUUUGAAAAUGCUUCAAAAUGAAUCCUCUUUUCGAUUCCCUGCCUCCCCUGGUGAUGUCGUGAGCUUGCAACCCCAGCGCACGCAAGCGCUUGAAAGCGAGUGCGCACUUUGCAAAAUUAAACGAGAGUCUGGCAAAUUGCAAUACCUGUGGCACAGUCCUGUCGAUUAAGGAGGGGUGCAAAAGUGGGAUGUAUAAGCGCUGACGUUUGUUUCCUUUUUACCCCAAGGAAGUUUCGAUAAGUGACUUGAAAGUAUUCUGAUUCAGACUUGAUAAAAUGCUCCAAACAAAGAGCACUAAGGGCAUAAAUUCAAUACCAGAGCAAAUCGACUGAAACCAAAACGGGUUAUAAAUGGUGUAUAUUAAAUGUAAAAAAAAAAAUAAAUAAAAAGGCUGGAGGAUUGUAGAAAUGCAGAUCAGCCUGCAAAUCUGCUCUGCAUGAAAUCCGUCAAAUCAAAAAUCAAUGCUUGGAAGUUUGAGGACAUUGCGCGCCCAUUUCCCUCUAGGUGAAAUCCUUUAAAUUCUGUGUCGUGCCUGGAAGAAAGUAAACCAAGCAUCAAGCAAAUUACCCCUUUUUUUUUUUUUUUCCCCCAAAGUUCAGAUUAAGCCAUCCAAAGCAGUUCAAUUUAAUGUUGUCACACCAUGGUUUUCUCUUUCAUUUUAAGAACUUCAAACUCAUGCGACAACAGACAAGACAUUGUUGGAAAUUUUUAGGAAAAUGGUCACUGUUGCACACUAACAAGCUGAAAAUCAGUUUUUGGUGGACUUGCCCUUUAAGGAAAAGCAGACUUCUUUUUUUUUUUUUAGUUUUUAUUUUUUUAAAGUGGGUUCUGAAUAUGCCAACUAAGCAGUUUCUCCCUGCUCAUGCAGUGUUUUUGACUUUGUAGACAUCAGUAAGAAAAACGGUAGUGAUUUUCUGUCGGUGCACAGCCUGAUCGCACUCAGCGCCCCGGCACACCAAGUGCAGCGCCCUCUGCUGGAGGCUCAUCCACUGCAAAUGAAUUCUCACCUUUGGUCUCGUUAACCCCUUCAAAACGUGGUGAAACUACUCAAACCUGCGUGAAAAGAAAGCUGCUUCACUGAGCUCCUGAAAAGUCGACAUUUUGGAGAUAAGAGAUUUUCACAGGACAGCGACACUCCACCUAUUGCAAUGCAUGCUCUGAUAAUAGAAUGACAACCUCGUAUCUCAAAAUUUUCGUCUUUUCAGCUGCUGUGAAAACCAUACUCGUUCUUAGUGUGACCAUCGGACGAUUUUUACUUCAUCCAGUGUGGCCCAGGCCGGGUUUAGAAGCCAAAAUUAGAGGGAUUUUCACAGAAAAACAGUUUAAAGGUGCACUACGCAAAAUUGGAGAGGAUGAUCAAUUGAAACCAGGACCUUUUAGACGUUUUUUUUCUUAUUGAUUGUUCUCAUUGUUUUAUUUAUAUAUCUCAUUGUCAAUCCCUAAACUUUUACUUUUUAGCAUUGCUCAUUUUACCUCGUUGUUAAUUGGUAUAGCCAGAUAUUCUUCUCCCUUAAUGUGUAUUCUGAGGUUUUAAGUAAAUAAAAUGAUGAUGAUGCAACUUAAAAUAAGCACAUAAUUCAUGAGCGACCUUUUCGAGCCUCAGCAUUUUGCAUAAUGCACCUUUAAACGACAGCAUGGACAUCAUUUAGAUUAUUAAUUGCGAGUUUUUCAUUUGACACCGGCGAUAUCUUGGAUUUAUUCGGCAGCAUUCUGUGAUGUUGGGAUGGAAACGUUUCAUCAGUCAGCUGCAAUGAAAAAAUUAAGUUGUAAUAUUAUCAUCAAGAGCCGCAGACUUUCAUGUUUUAGCAGUGGGACCGUGCACAGAUCUCUGCAGCAACAGAAACACAUCAACACUUCAUUUAUCAUGCGGACUGUGCCGUGCAGCAUUUAAAGAUCCCACAGCUCAAACAGAUUAAGGAGAAAUUGUUCCAGGGCGGCUUUCGAGUGUAGUAUUACCACCGAAAUUUUCACUGCAACUUCAAUGCGCUGAUGAAAUGUUUUUUAACGAGAAAACACCUCAGAAAAUAAAGUAAAGAGCAGGAGUCAAGACCUUACUGCAGCCAUUUUAGACCUGGAUCCUGUUGCACCAUCACUUUCUCUCAUAUUAAUCGAUUCUGAUUUAAAUCUCAUCGGUUUCUUCACCACAGAGCUGCUUACUUCUUGCAAAAAACACUUGAUAAAGGUUGAUGGAAACUCCAAAAAUGAGCACCAAUCUCGUGCUGACUGAUUGCUGCUGUAGUUAGACAUAUUAAUAACAUAAAAAUGUAAAUGACAGCCAGCUAAAUUCUUUGACUUUCAUUUGCGAUGCCACCUUGGUUGGGGCUUUGUGUCCUUUUCGUUAGCCGGCUGCAGCUGAAAAAGAGCAAAAAUAACUAGUGGAACUUGUCAUGGAUCAAGUGAAAAUCAAAUAUGCACAAGUCUUAUUAUGGAUAGAGUGUCAGUAUGUUGAGAAAGACAUGCUUUAGGUGAUUUUGGGCUUAAUUGAGUUUGUUAAGGGAGCUGGACCCGGGCCGGCAGGCAAGGUGUAAGCAGCUGUAAAGUGAAGCGAUCAGUGAGUUUUGUAAUUUAAUAUGAUGGAAAAUGGUUGGAUAAAUGAGUCCAGGUCAGAGGUUUUCUAAGUUGAACUCUCUCCUGUGCUGAGGAGGUGGUGUUUGCACCUGUUUGUCAGCAAAAUAUCUCGAUUACACUUCCAAGGAAACUGGAUGACAGAUCGGCCUCGGGCCACAAGGGGAUAAUUGUUUUUUCUUUCCAUAAUUAAUAAAUUAACGAAGAGUGAGACUCCAAAUCCUAAGGGGAUUGCCGGGUCAAGAAAUUAAUUUGACUUAAAUCUGAGUGGCAGGAACGAUGUGUUUAGGUGCAGCAGCAGAGUGGAGGAUUUUACGCUUUCAGGCUCAUUCAAGUUCAUGUAUGACAGUAGAAUAAACUUAUUCAGCUCUUGUAUCACGUUGAAUUGACUUGAAUAUCAUUCCCAUUUGCAGUGGAUGGACUUUGCCUCAAGUGUGACCGCAGCGUUGAUGUGUGUGAACUUCUGUUUACAUUACACACUCUUAAAGAGGAUGUGUCAUUUUCAACACGUCUUUAUUUUAAUGGUACCACAUGUUGCCGUCAUGUUUUGUGUUUACAAAAAAAAUAAAUAAAAAAUAAAACAAAAAAGUGAUGUGCGCCCUGACCCAAACCUGAAUCUUGACCGUGUUGAAAGUGUCACGUCGUUUUUCGGAGUGCAGGGAAUGGCGAAUGUAUCACUUUGCUUUACCUUUAACCAAACCGGUCGGUCAGUGUUCACGUGUUUUCACUCGGAAGCUGCGUUCAUCAGUCUCUUCUCUCCUCCUGCGGGGAGUUUGUGCAAUUUGUGAACCAGACCCGAGAACGAAGGUUGCAUUUACCUGCUGCGUUUUGCAUCGUCCUCUCCAAAAAGUGUCCCCUCUUGCUUGCCGUAGACAAGCGGUGUUUGUACGAAUCGACCCCCCACAGUUGGGUUUCCAGACACAAAUUGGACAAAAGAGGCUGAGGAAUGUGGAUUGUUAAAGUCACUCGAUCCCUUUAGUGUUUGUAGUGAGGAGAUCCACCCAGCACCAGUGAACGUAAAGACCCUGUUUUUUCUUGAUGACUGCACUCACUCCAGUAAAUUAUCACUGAAAUAAAUAGGCAUGUGCAUGGA
Messenger RNA from Myripristis murdjan (pinecone soldierfish), 5319 nucleotides. RefSeq names its product chromosome 2 C7orf57 homolog (gene c2h7orf57). The coding region runs from base 118 to 726 and encodes 202 amino acids. NCBI's taxonomy places the organism in Eukaryota, Metazoa, Chordata, Actinopteri, Holocentriformes, Holocentridae. The transcript has 9 exons. The record is from RefSeq and is a predicted model, not a curated record.